AAAGGUGCGCUCCGUGGCGCCAAAGAAGGGGCCGGGUUACCACCGAGGCCGGUCCUGAAUGGGCAGGUCUCCCCCUCUUCUCCCCCAAGCGGCGCUUUCCCGCCCCAGAGUGCCAAGAGGCCGAAUUUCGCGAUGCGCUCCCGGACCUUCUAAGAGGAGACAGCGCGUGGGCGAGUCCCUCCGGCGCCUUGAGUUGGAACAUUUUUAGAAAUCACCCUCUUGAAUGAAAGAUGAAGUUGUGGUACUUCCCAGGGUUCCUCAUAAUCAGUUUCCUGUACUUCUGGAUCCCAUCGUCCAUGUGCUGCAACAAAGCUCUCUGUGCUAGCGAUGUCAGCAAAUGCCUAAUACAGGAGCUGUGUCAGUGCCGACCUGGUGAAGGAAACUGUUCUUGCUGUAAGGAGUGCAUGCUUUGUCUAGGCACGCUUUGGGAUGAAUGCUGUGACUGUGUUGGUAUGUGUAACCCUCGGAAUUAUAGUGACACACCUCCCACUUCGAAAAGUACCGUGGAAGAGCUGCAUGAGCCAAUCCCUUCCCUUUUCCGAGCACUUACAGAAGGCGAUACUAACCUGAACUGGAAAAUUGUGUCCUUUCCCGUUGCAGAGGAACUAUCACAUCAUGAGAAUUUAGUCUCAAUUUUAGAAACUGUGAACCAUCCCCAGCAUCAGAAUGCGUCCGUUUCAAACAACGUUCAUCCUCCAUAUUCUAGUGAAAAAGAACGCAUAUGUACUGUGGUUUACUUUGAUGACUGCCUGUCGAUACACCAAUGCAAGAUCUCUUGUGAUUCUAUGGGUGCUUCCAAAUACCGAUGGUUUCACAACGCCUGCUGUGAAUGUAUUGGACCUGAAUGUGUCGACUAUGGGAGUAAAAUUGUAAGAUGCUCAAACUGUAUGUUCUGAAACUAAACCAUUCAAUUUUAAUAUGGCAGACACCAAAGAAUGUAUGUGGGGGGGGGGAGGAGAAGAGGGAGGUAUACUUUGCAUAUAUUACUUUGGAUGGUAUAGCUGCAGCACAGUUGAAAGGACCUAGACAUGUAUAAUAUUUUAAAUAUGUAAUUUUACACUUUAAGUUGUUGGAACAAUUAAUUAGUACAUGUUUAGAUUUGGUUUUGAUUGGGCAAUGUAUGAAGUUUCAUAAUUUGAAUUUUAUUUCAGGCUAUUGAUUAAUUUGCAAGUAUGACCUUAAAUAGAUUGAUCAUGAAGUUUUGCCAGAAUCAUAAUUUGGAGUUCUGAAUUAAAUUACAUUUUUGAGCUUUUCACAUGUGCCAGUUGUGAACUGUAAAUUGCUUUUAUAGACCAUGCAGAUUACCUGUCACUUCAGCAAUAGCUAUUUAUUUUUAAGAAAGAAAAGGAAUUUAGAUUGCUUUUUUGUUUUAAGAAUUUACCCUCCUUAUAAAAAAAAUGUAUAUAUUUAACUAUAUCCUUUUCAUUGCACCUUUCUUUUCUUUGCUUCCUUAACUCUUGACCUCAGCUAGUUUGUUUGAACAAAAUGGAAAGAGUUUGGGAUAUUACAUUAUAAAUCAUAGUAAUUCAGAAAAUUUAGAUUAAAACAAUAUGAGGUUUAGAUUAAAUAGGAAAUUAUUUUAAAAAUUAUAGUCAGUGCUAUCUACUAAAUUUUAUAUACAUUUUCCCAUUUCCAGUUAUAGAUUCCCAUAAUACACUAUUAAUUGUUAGUGUUAACAAACUGCUUAAUUUAUUACUGUCAUUUGCUGUUUAUGGAAACUAUACUUUUAUUUGAAAAUAUGUCUAGAAAUUGAUCUUUUUCUGGUUUUUAAUAAGUGAUUUCAUCCAGGUGAAGAUUGUAAAGAAAUGAUUAUUAUUCUCAAAGAUUACAGCAGGAUUUUUCAAACUUUUUCAGUGGAACCUAUUAAGAAAAAAAUUUCCUAGAAUUCCUGAUCAAAACACAAGGUUUAGUGAUAAAAAUGGGCUGUGUUCAAGUCUCCAUAGAAUCUUUUUUUUUUCUACAGAACAUAUUUAAACUAAUUCUGGAGGAGAGGAACAGUCAGUUGCUAAAUAGGGUCCUGUAAUUCCUGUUCCCAUCUCCAACAGAUGUUGGCGAUUUAGUCAAACUUGUUUCUACUGUUAUGCAUUUAUCAAGUGAAUUAACAUCACACAGCAUCACAUGGAACAGUUGUUUUCCAGGCAUUCAGUGCCCAGAUGAAAGUACCAGUAGUCCUUGAUUUAUGACCAUAAUGGAGCCUGGAAUUUCUUAAAUUAUGACGGUUGUAAGCUGAGGCACUCAUAUGAAUGGACCUGAUCCUCAUGUAUGUUUUUUUGUGGUUAUCAUUAAAGUGAAUGCUGCAAAUGUUAAGUAAACACUGCAGUUGGUAAGCAAAUCCAUAUAUUCCUGUGGGAUUUUUUUUUUGCCAGAUUCUGCCUGAAAAGGUCAGAAUAUUGUAAACAUUGUAAAUCAUGGUCAUGUGACUGUGAAAUGCUGCAACCAGCUAUAAAAAUGAUCCAGUUAUCAAGCACCUGAAAUGUGGUCAUGUGACAGAAGGGUGUGCAGUCAUCAAACUGGGUUGUAAGUAGCUUUUAAAUGGGAGGUUUGUCUUCAAACAAUCACUUGGUACGAUUAAGACAAAACAAGAUUACCUGUAUUGUAUAUUUCUACAUGUGAGCUAAGUUAACCGUUGGUAUAUUUUAUCUAAUUUAAGACUGUCUGAGUGGUAAACCUCAAAUGCUUUUCAUUCAGAACUAUUAUACAGUUGUAACACUGGAUUUCCAUGGAGAAAAGAUAUAUAAUUGCUUAAAGAAAGAAUCUGUAUAUACAGUGUUUCUUCUUCCUUUGAAUAUUCUAAUUCAUUUAUUUUGCAAAUAAGUGAUCUUACAUCUUUGCUGGCUGGGGAAUUCUGGGAGUUGAAGUCCACACAUCUGAAAGUUGCCAAGAUUGAGAAACAUUGUUGUAGACAAUAAUUCCAUUGUAUUAUUUUUAAUUUCUCCAAACAUUCAGGGCAACCAAUUAAAUGUUGUGGGCUGUAUCUUACGAAUUAAGAGAUAAUGAAAUCAGGAACUUGGGCAAGCACUGCAAGUACCUUCAAAUUUGGAAGGGGGUGGGUGGGAUUUAGUUCUCUCAAUUACAGCUUCAUUAAUACACAGAUGACCAUAUUCAGCAGCUCCGCCAACUCCAUGUAGAAUUCUUUGAUUUUAUAAUGUAGUAUUGACGGUACACUUUACGGUCUUGCUUCCUGGAAGAAACAGUAACAGUCCUAUGUAAUUUAACUUGAUUCUAUUUAUAACAGAAAAUUAUACCUUAAAAAUGGAGGACUGGUAUAACAAGUUAUGUAAUCCAGUAGCAUUUAGUCAAUUGGCAAUGUAUUGCAAUAGGAAAUCUGUUCUAUAAAGUGAGAAAGAAAAUUGUUCAAUUUAAUAGUCUCAAGAGUAAAAAAAAACUUUAUUUAAUUUUGAAUGCUCAGCCUGUAAAAUGCAUAAUUCUGAUUAUUUUCUCAUUCUGUUAUGGUAGAUUUGUGAGAUUAUUGUAAUAGUUUAAAAAUAUUGCAAGAAAUAAUUGAAUUUGGAAUAACUCUUUGUUGCUUAUUGUAGAAAUUCUUCAACCUUUAAAUAUAUAUUAGAAAGAGUGGUUCUGUUAAUCUAGAAUUCAUAAUACAAUUAAAAUCAUCUUCCAGAUAUGUAUGCAAUUACAGUAACAAUUUACAACUAUAUUAAGUAUUUUCUUGUUUUUUAUAUUUUCCAGGAAUUUUAAUAAAAAUUUUAAUAAACAA
This is a messenger RNA of Crotalus tigris (Tiger rattlesnake), 3715 nucleotides long. It is a transcript of the gene TWSG1, whose product is annotated as twisted gastrulation BMP signaling modulator 1. The record is from RefSeq and is a predicted model, not a curated record. Lineage: Eukaryota; Metazoa; Chordata; Lepidosauria; Squamata; Viperidae. The transcript is spliced from 5 exons. Bases 231 to 896 code for a protein of 221 amino acids. Gene Ontology annotation, biological process: regulation of BMP signaling pathway.